AAAGAAUUAUAGUCUGUGGUGUAGUAUGGUGGUGCGGCCAUGUUGUUUUUUUGCAUUUUGUAAUUCACGGAUCUGAUAAAUAAACCAUCCUAAAUUAAUUAAAAUACCAGGAAUAUUUUCGCUUCGCUGAUAUGAUUUUGUAUAACACAUACUAAUAUCUUAAAAUUUGAUUCUUGCUUGUGGAGAUUUUGGUAAGCAGUUUGCUGUUGCCAAUUUAGCAUUGCGUGUUCUCUUGACACGGUUUAAGAAUUGUUUAGAAAGUUGCGCUUAACAUAAAUUCAAUAAACGAAGGCAGGAAAAUGACUUCAUCGGAAGUAUCCUAUACUAAUCGCAAAAUAAUAUCCGAAGAUUUGUCAAACGUCGAAUUUGAUACUAGCGAAGAUGUUGAAGUCAUUCCAACGUUCGACUCCAUGGGCCUCCGCGACGAGUUACUGCGAGGAAUUUAUACUUACGGCUUUGAAAAGCCAUCAGCUAUCCAGCAAAGAAGUAUACAGCCAAUAGUCAAAGGCAGAGAUGUCAUUGCUCAAGCACAAUCUGGUACUGGUAAAACAGCUACAUUUUCAAUAUCCAUCUUGCAAUCACUGGACACAACUCUUCGUGAAACGCAAGUGCUGAUUCUUUCCCCUACUCGAGAAUUGGCUACACAAAUUCAAAAAGUCAUUCUUGCUUUGGGAGACUUCAUGAAUGUUCAGUGUCACGCUUGCAUUGGAGGUACAAACCUUGGAGAGGAUAUUAGAAAGUUGGACUAUGGUCAGCAUGUUGUAUCAGGGACCCCUGGUCGAGUUUUUGACAUGAUAAGGAGGCGUGUGCUUCGCACCAGGUCCAUCAAGAUGUUAGUACUUGAUGAGGCAGAUGAGAUGUUGAACAAGGGAUUCAAAGAGCAGAUCUAUGAUGUCUACAGAUACUUGCCGCCAGCCACUCAAGUUGUUCUUAUAUCUGCUACUUUGCCACAUGAAAUACUUGAAAUGACUUCAAAGUUUAUGACUGAUCCUAUUAGGAUUUUGGUAAAACGUGAUGAGUUGACACUAGAAGGCAUAAAGCAGUUCUUUGUUGCCGUGGAGCGUGAAGAAUGGAAGUUUGAUACACUGUGUGACUUGUAUGACACCCUCACAAUCACACAAGCGGUGAUCUUCUGCAAUACCAAGAGAAAGGUAGACUGGCUGACACAAAAAAUGCAAGAGGCAAACUUCACAGUGAGCUCAAUGCAUGGGGAUAUGCCACAGAAAGAAAGAGACAACAUCAUGAAAGAGUUUAGAUCAGGACAAAGUCGAGUUCUCAUCACAACAGAUGUAUGGGCAAGAGGUAUUGAUGUACAGCAAGUGUCCCUAGUCAUCAACUAUGACUUGCCCAACAAUCGUGAAUUGUAUAUUCACAGGAUUGGUCGCUCGGGUCGUUUUGGCCGCAAGGGUGUUGCCAUUAACUUUGUCAAAUCAGAUGACAUCAGGAUUUUGAGAGAUAUUGAACAGUACUACUCAACACAAAUUGACGAAAUGCCUAUGAAUGUAGCAGAUUUAAUAUAAUGGAUAAGAUUACCUUCAUUAUUUUAUUUACUACAAAAUAAAACUUGCACAGAUAAAAAUGUGAGAAUUAUUAAAAUAUUUGAUAAGAUCCCUUCUAUAUCUGCAGAAAGAAUCAAUAAUAUAAAUUAUUACUUACAAUUUUCAAAACAGUGGUUAUAUAAUUUUUUUUCCUGUACUCUUGUGUUAAAGCAGUCAGUAAAGUUGUAGUAUCUGCAGCAAGUGUUAUACUAAUAGCAUUAACAACUGAGUCUUAGGGCCAUAAAUCAUUUCUCUAUAUCUAUCUCGCUUGCACUUAUGGGUCUUAUGGAGCCGUCUAGUGAAGGGUGUAACAAUGAAAGACAUAUUAUCGAUAAGUAAAGUUUAUUAUCGUAUCUUGUUCACAAAAUUAAAAAAAUUAACAAUAUUUGAUUUAAUAUAAUACAUAUUUCAUAUUAUAUAAUUAUUAACUAAAUAAAAUUAAUCUUCAUCUGAGUCUUCAUCAUCAGAAUCUUCGUCUUCUGCCAAAUUUAUUAUAUAUUAGUAUCCAUAGUGCGCAACGAGUAACACAUGAAUGUAUUUAUUUAAUUGCAGUAAACACAUUUAUAGCAAAAAAAAUACGCAAUGCAAUUACAUUAGAAACCGACCAAUCAGAAUCGUCCAAAUCAUUAUUGACUCAUCAUUAGCACGUGCGCAGGUAGCCGUUUAUCGAUAAUUAGGGUGCGCAGGUAGCCGUUUAUCGAUAAUUAGGGUGCGCAGGUAGGCGCGCUGCACAUUCCUAUCUUUUUUGACUUUUAUGACCGGACGACUCAGAUGAUAAUGCGCAUACUAUAGUACUAUGGAUGUAAUAUUUAGAUAUUGAUAUGCCUAGAUCAUGCCAGUGCUCACCAAUGUUUAUAUCAACAUUAUAUAUAAAACUUAUCCAUUCUUAGUUCAUACUUCUGAUCACAGAUAACACACUUAUACCUUCUGAUUGAAAUUUGAAAAAAUUACAUGGGAUUAAAGCUAAAGCACAUUUUGAAGAGGUGAAGUUCACUUCACGUUCACUGUCAAUAGCAUAGAAGUUAAUAAAGUUACGUUAAGUGGACUACUUGAUAUUUCAUUUUUUUUUAAAUAAAUUUAAACAUAAUGAAA
Molecule: messenger RNA, 2630 nt
Organism: Bicyclus anynana (squinting bush brown)
Lineage: Eukaryota; Metazoa; Arthropoda; Insecta; Lepidoptera; Nymphalidae
Gene: eIF4AIII
Product: eukaryotic initiation factor 4A-III
Exons: 5
Coding region: 300-1520 (406 amino acids)
Cellular component (GO): nucleolus; catalytic step 2 spliceosome
Molecular function (GO): mRNA binding; ATP binding; RNA helicase activity
Source: RefSeq, a predicted model, not a curated record